Messenger RNA from Staurois parvus, 729 nucleotides. The record is from the annotation of a GenBank genome assembly. NCBI's taxonomy places the organism in Eukaryota, Metazoa, Chordata, Amphibia, Anura, Ranidae.
UUAUUUACAGAUGUACCUGGUGGGCAAGCAAAUGAGGAUACUUAUGAGGUGGUGGCUCUAGGGACUGGGGUGACCAGCUACCAGGGUUGGCAGGAGUACCAGGGUCUCCUGGUUCAUGAUAGCCAUGCAUUGGUUGUGGCAAGAAGGGCCCUGGUAAGGUACCUAUACAAGGAAAUCAACAUGUACUAUAGUAAUGUGGAUGAGGCCCGUAAGAAGUGCAUAUUCUGUCCCUCGCAGCACAGCCAAUUUCUGAUGCUCAAACCAAAGAUUUUCCUGUACCUCUAUCUAAGCUGCAUGCCAGAAGUGGCCACUACGUCAUGCCCUGCAUGGGUACCAGCAUCUUCUAUACCUCUGAGCAUCCACGCUAAGGGCUCUUUGCUCCUGUUGUCUAACUGUCCCCCCAGUGUAGCAGCUGCCCGUGUGUGUUCUAUGUCCGCCACCGACAAGGUUCUUAAAUGGAGCGUCCUUGGUGUCCAGGGGGCAUUGCUAAGCCAGAUCAUGGAGCCGCUGUAUAUAACAAGCAUUGUAGUAGGGGGCUCCAUGCAACAACAAGAUUUGCUCUCUAAUGCUCUCAUUGAACGGCUGCAGCCAUCCCUAGACUUGUCUCUGUUCCAGCCCUAUGAGGUACAUACUCCCUACUUGUUUCUUGGGCCAGAACAUAACAACAAGCACCCUCCCCCUGUUCACCCCACACACAGCCUGAAUUGGAGCAAAGGCGAUAAGAAAGUG